AUGUUCCUUCUGACCAAUCUCUCACUUAUUAAAACUUGUUGGCUGUUGUCCUUCAUUUUUUGUUCAGCAAUUCAUAUUGCCAUCAGAUCAUUUCGAUUAUGCAUCUAUCUUACAAUGUUCAUAUCUGUCAAUGUAAAUGCCUUUAUCUUUCUUUCUUUGCAUAUACGCAUUUUUAAUGACGGGGGACGUAGUCUCUUCAUCUAUUUCUUUACAUAUCACUCUCAUUCGGAUCUAACAACAGUUCUUUUGCCCGGAGUGACACAGGAUCGAAUUCUGCCGGAGAGCGCAUAUUUUUCUUUCUUUCUUUCUUUCUUUCUUUCUUUGUAUAUACACAUUUUUUAUUGGCAGUCUCUUCAUCUAUUUCUUUACAUAUCACUCUCAUUCGGAUCUAACGACAGUUCUUUUGCCCGGAGUGACACAGGAUCGAAUUCUGCCGGAGAACGCAUAUUUUUCUUUCUUUCUUUCUUUCUUUCUUUCUUUUCUUUCUUUCUUUCUUUGUAUAUACACAUUUUUUAUUGGCAGUCUCUUCAUCUAUUUCUUUACAUAUCACUCUCAUUCGGAUCUAACGACAGUUCUUUUGCCCGUAGUGACACAGGAUCGAAUUCUGCCGGAGAGCGCAUAUUUUUCUUUCUUUCUUUCUUUCUUUCUUCUUUUUCUUCUUUCUUUCUUUCUUUCUUUCUUUCUUUGUAUACACAUUUUUAUUGGCAGUCUCUUCAUCUAUUUCUUUACAUAUCACUCUCAUUCGGAUCUAACGACAGUUCUUUUGCCCGGAGUGACACAGGAUCGAAUUCUGCCGGAGAGCGCAUAUUUUUCUUUCUUUUUUUUCUUUCUUUUUUUUUUUUCUUUCUUUCUUUCUUUCUUUCUUUCUUUCUUUCUUUCUUUCUUUCUUUCUUUCUUUCUUUCUUUGUAUAUACACAUUUUUUAUUGGCAGUCACUUCAUCUAUUUCUUUACAUAUCACUCUCAUUCGGAUCUAA
Acanthosepion pharaonis is the source of this 975-nucleotide messenger RNA. Lineage: Eukaryota; Metazoa; Mollusca; Cephalopoda; Sepiida; Sepiidae. The record is from the annotation of a GenBank genome assembly.